AUGUCACCGCUCCACCAAGCCCUGCAAGCCCCCGGUACCCCUCAAGAAUUCACAGUUGAUCAUGCGACCCCCGGUAAUGGAACCACUCCAUUUCCAUUGAACUUUUCUUCGACAUAUCCCUGCUGGUUCGAGCUUCAAACCGAUUCUGGCGAUUGCAGAGUCGAAAGCUUCAAGUUCUUCAUCUUCGCCAAGGACCGCGAUCCCGACAAUCGUCUUCCGGCAACCUUCGGCCCCAGCGCAACCAUCAUCGCGACAGCGACAGCGACAGCGACCGAAACCGCCACUGGUACUGCGACCGACCAGCCGAGCCUUGGUACCGUACCGCCCCCCUUCGCCGACGCAUCCUCUUUGCCAACCCCAAGCCCUCCGCAACAUCCCGACCAACACUUCGCCCUCGGUGCUAGAAUCGCCCUGGGUGUUGGAAUCACACUUGCUUGCAUCGGUGUGGCUGCCAUGGCCGCCUUUCUGUACUUUAGGCGCCGGAAGAAACAACAGCAGGCCGAGCUGGCCGACGCCAUCGCCGAGCACGAGUAUAGACAGGGAAGGAGGGGUCCCGAGAAAAAGAUAUUCGGCGGGUUUUCGUCAUCGUCCAAAACGUCGUCGGAUGAUCCUCUAUACGAUACAGUUCAGCCAGUCUUUGACGGAUAUCCCGGAUCAACAGGCUAUGAUGAUGUACGGUCAAACGGGUCCAGCGACGUAUACGGCCAUUCCCCGGUGAUGCCCCAUUCACCUUCAUGGUCAUACAAUCAAGGGUUCUUGGGCCACGAUGCUGCGACAGGAGCUGCGCGGGAGAGAAGUACGGAAACGGGAGGACUUGGAGUCGGGCUUGGAGUGACGGAACACCAGAACCUGAGCAUCACCGGGCGAGAACUCGAAGCUGCCCGCGCGAAAACAGUCCAGCCGAUUCCUACGUCAUACGGGCCGAACCCCGUCACUCCCACGCUAACACCACGGGCAAGUUCCAGGGGAGACCUUAACGCACGCGCUGCUGCCGACUCAAUUUCCCUCGACAGCCGGCUUGGAGUACCCCCGAUGCCUCCCAUGCCCCAGUUACCUGCGGCCUCCGCAGCACCUCUUGGGGGCUAUUACCCCGAUUACAACAACUACGAACAGUACACCAUCCCCCCUCCAACCGAAGCUCCGACUCCAACGCCAGUCUUUGCUCUCCUUCCAGUUCCAACGACGUUCCCACAAACGAACCAAACCGCCUCACAAUCCCACCGACCAGGACCCCCGUUGAUCGUGUCAUAUGGACCCAAUCGAGUAACGCCGACGCCAGCUGUGAAUUCGCCUACAGUGCCUCCCGAUGAGUCCAUGAUUGAGAAACCACCCCGAGGAGUUGAAUUACAGGCCGAGCCCGCAUCUCCGAUGGAAAGGAGACAUCCAUGGGAGGAUAUUGAUCUCCCGAGCGCCAGCAACAACGGUCCCCUACCACCAUACGCAUCGACAGAGGAGUACGCUGCAAUGGAAAGCGGCGCGAUCCGUAAACUGGAGGAGCCAAGGGCGCAUGCUGAGCUGCCACCGACCAAGGAUGGCUAUUACCAUUCUACAUACGACAUUGUUGAGCACGAACUACCGGGCAACGCGUAUCAACGAGACCCUCUCUACCCGCAUGGUGGGCCAUCCGCGUCAGGACGUGGGAGGGAUAUUGACGAGCAGAAAUUCCUGCUGGAUGAUGUUGAAAUGGCGCACUUGAAGGCGCAGAAACAACGAAUCCGGGCUGAAAUGAAGAAGAAGGAGAAGCAGAAGGAGACUUAUCAGCAGGACCAGGGGCAGGAACAGGACUUACCUGUAGCGUCGGCAAGCUUCUCCACACGGUAA
Sordaria macrospora k-hell is the source of this 1821-nucleotide messenger RNA. The record is from RefSeq and is a predicted model, not a curated record. NCBI's taxonomy places the organism in Eukaryota, Fungi, Ascomycota, Sordariomycetes, Sordariales, Sordariaceae.